Molecule: messenger RNA, 1260 nt
Organism: Lycium barbarum (goji berry)
Lineage: Eukaryota; Viridiplantae; Streptophyta; Magnoliopsida; Solanales; Solanaceae
Exons: 5
Coding region: 237-1037 (266 amino acids)
Source: RefSeq, a predicted model, not a curated record
CUCUCUUUUUCGUGUAUAGUUGAUUAUUAAACGGGCCUACCCACUUCACACUUAUUUGGUCUACAUUUAUAGUGUACUUUCUUGACUAUUUCCCAACAAACUUCCUACUUGUACAACUUUCAGUUCAGGUUAAGCUGUAGAUCGCUGGAGCAACUGGAAAAUCUGUUAGCUUGGAAGUUAUUGUUCUUUGCCUGAGCUACUAUAGUCGGGUGCCUUCUUCUUAAUUUGGCUUGAGAAUGGCAAAUCCUGGAAAGAAGGUGUUGCUCACUUCCAAUGGUGAUGAGAUUUGCAAUAACAUUGCUUACCAUUUAGCUCAGAGGGGUUGCCAAUUGGUUUUGAUGGGAAAUGAGAGCCGACUGAAGAGUGUAGCGGAGAAGAUAAAACAAUCUCUAGAGGGCAGCGUUGCAGUGGAAGUUGUGGGAUUGGAUAUGACGGAGGAUAGAGAAACUGCUUUUGAUGAAGCUGUGGACAAGGCAUGGAAGAUAUUUGGAAAGUUGGAUGCUUUGGUACACUGCUAUUCUUAUGAAGGGAAAAUGCAAGAUCCGCUGCAGCUAAUUGAAGACGAGCUCAAAAAGAUUGUCAAAAUAAAUUUUAUGGCGGGAUGGUACCUGUUGAAAUGUAUUGGUAAAAGAAUGCGAGAUAGUAAAGCCGGAGGAUCCAUUGUAUUUAUGACCUCAAUCAUUGGUGCUGAGAGAGGACUAUAUUCAGGAGCUGCUGCUUAUGGUUCAUGUUCGGCUGGAAUUCAGCAGCUGGUUAGGAUAUCUGCAAUGGAGAUGGGGAAGCACCAAAUUAGGGUGAAUGGCAUAUCGCGUGGCUUGCACCUCGAGGAUGAGUAUCCUAUAUCAGUGGGAAGGGAGAGAGCAGAGAAGCUGACCAAGGAAGCAGCGCCUCUAAAUCGCUGGCUUGACGUCAAGAAGGAUCUUGCUUCCACUGUCAUCUAUUUAAUCAGUGAUGAUUCAAGAUACAUGACUGGAACCUCCAUCUUUGUUGAUGGCGCCCAGUCUCUAGUAAGGCCGCGAAUGCGCUCAUACAUGUGAAGUUUCUAUACAUGUAUAUAAUUGAAUUAUAUACAUUAAUGGAGCCAUAGACACUGGAAUUAUAUAUGGUCCAAUGGGACAUUGUAUUGUUGUGCAAAAGCGUACCCAUUGGUGCAAGUACUUUUAAAUGUUAGUCUGUUAAGGUGGAAUUGCUACUGUAGACUUUUGUUCGUGUUUUUAAAAACUUAGCAAAUAUAACUCCAAUCGCAGAUCUCCUUCCUGA